AUGAUUAUUCAGACAAGUUUACAAUUUGGUAUAACAUGCUUAAAGCGGGUUAAUUUUGAUCGAAGUCAACUAGAAGAUAGACGCCGCAUUGCUGAACAUGAAACUGUAGACAUUUUAGUAUGGUCUAAUGAAAGAGUAAUUAAAUGGAUUACUAGUAUUGGUUUGAAGGAAUAUGCUAACAAUUUAAUUGAAUCCGGUGUACAUGGUGCUAUAAUUGCGCUUGACAAGAAUUUUGAGUCUAACACACUUGCUAUGGCGCUUCAAAUACCUCCACAAAACGCACAAGCUCGCCAAGUAUUAGACACAGAGUUCAAUAAACUAUUGACCAUAUCGACAGAACGGAGACUAGACAGUAGUUGUAGUGAUCUUGGAGCCUCCUGAUAUUACCCAUCCGCCUCUCAAGAUUAAAAUGAGAGGUGCCGGUGGAAUUGACUGUUUUAACUGUGCCGCAUCAGCACUCCUUCAAGUUGUCAAAGCGGCAUGGAUAGUUAUUGCAUUUUUAAAAAGCAACAUUUUGUUUUGUUUUUUUAUUAUUAUUUUAUUUUAUCCUUUUAAUAUUCUAAGUGGCGUUUUUAAGUUCAAAAAUAAUUUUUGAAACAAUGAUUUUUUUUCUGAUUGUUAAGUUAAAAAAAAAAUUGUUAAUGACUCAUGGGAAAAAUUACCAUUUAACUAAUUCAUUAAUUUAUCGACUUUCGUUCAAACAUUUUUUUUCUUUGAAUACGUUUUUCAUAACGUCUGUUAUAUGUAUAAAUUUAUUUAUAAAUUUAAAAAAAAAAUGUAUCUAAGUUAGUUGUCCGUAAUAGUUUCCCUAGAUGAGAAGGAUAUAAUAUUGACCGAUUGUGCACAAUUUCCGUGAGAUUACGUACCAAAGUAUUGUUUUAAAGUACCAUGUGUAUACUAUUAGCGUUAAGAAAUAUUUACAUAACCAUGAUGUACUAAUUAGUGGAAUAAAUAUGUAAAAAAUUGUUCUAACAAAACCUUAUACAUGUAACUGCAAUGCACAACGUAAAUGUAUUUAUCUCUUCCUUCGCUGUUUUUAUUCAGUUUGUUUUAAAACUGAAAUACCUAAAGUAAAUUGUAUGAGUUUACAGUUUAAAUGUUUUUAUUUUAUUUUAUUUUUUAUAUAUAUAUAUAUAUAUAUA
Aphis gossypii (cotton aphid) is the source of this 1142-nucleotide messenger RNA. Its product is annotated as liprin-alpha-4-like. The record is from RefSeq and is a predicted model, not a curated record. The coding region runs from base 1 to 381 and encodes 126 amino acids. Gene Ontology annotation, cellular component: presynaptic active zone. The transcript is spliced from 3 exons. Gene Ontology annotation, molecular function: protein binding. NCBI's taxonomy places the organism in Eukaryota, Metazoa, Arthropoda, Insecta, Hemiptera, Aphididae. Gene Ontology annotation, biological process: synapse organization.